This is a messenger RNA of Lathyrus sativus (Indian pea), 534 nucleotides long. The record is from the annotation of a GenBank genome assembly. Lineage: Eukaryota; Viridiplantae; Streptophyta; Magnoliopsida; Fabales; Fabaceae.
AUGCUCCAGUUUGCCGACGACGUUCUGCUUAUAGGAGAUGGAUCGGUUACUAAUACUUGGGCAUUCAAGGCUGUUUUGCGUGCGUUUGAAUUGACUUCUGGCCUGAAAAUUAAUUUCUCAAAAAGCUGUCCUUAUGGGAUAGGAGUAGACCCUGCUUUUCUUGUUGCAGCUGAAGAAUUUCUGCACUGUAAAUCGGGCAGGCUUUCGUUCAAUUUCCUUGGUCUUCUGGCUCCCAAGAAAAUUGUGAACGAUAUUAUCGCAAUCCAACGACGUUUUCUUUGGGCUGGGAAUUCCAAUAAAAAGUUCAUCUCUUGGAUAUCUUGGAACUCCAUCUGCAAGCCGAAGGAACACGGAGGUCUUGGCAUUAAACACGUAGGUCGCUUUAAUUGUGCUCUUAUAGAAAAAUGGCUGUGGAGAUUUCAAAGCGGCGGAAAUGAAAUUUGGAGAAAGACGCUCAUUCUCAGAUAUGGUAACUUGAGAAUGAAGGUGCAAACUUUCACCGACGUCGGUAGCUCGAAAUUCGACUCUUCUUAG